AUGAUCUCAUUGGAAGAACACCCGAACGACUUGUUCGCUACGCCCGGGCACGGUUCAAUCUCAUCAAUUGGCGAGCGGAAGGAUUCGACCGCUUCAGGCCCUCAUAGUACUACUUAUACCAUGGUUGACCCUUCGCAGCAGAAUAGACGGCGCAGUAUGGACGGGUCUGAUGACGGAAGCCAGGAAAGCGUCCACGUUGGCACCAAUUCUUUAGAAGACAAUAUGUCGGAUGAGUUCGGGUUAGCGACGGGUGGGCCUGGCGACGGUACCGAUUUGGGAGGAAAGCCAAAGGAAAACAAAUCUGAUCCCGCACCAGCUUGGAGCGAACUAAAGACGAAGGCAGGGAAGGAGAGAAAAAGGUUACCCCUGGCAUGUAUUGCGUGCCGGAGGAAAAAGAUACGUUGUUCGGGAGAGAAGCCGGCUUGUAAGCAUUGUCUUCGGUCCCGGAUCCCUUGUGUGUACAAAGUCACUACGCGGAAGGCGGCCCCGAGGACAGACUACAUGGCUAUGUUAGACAAGCGACUAAAGAGGAUGGAGGAUCGGAUUAUCAAGCUUGUACCGAAAUCAGAGCAGGAUACAUCAACCAAUAACGUUGUCCGGGGCGUGGUCAAACCCGCCAUCCCCGGCACCCUUCCUACGGGGAAGCAAACAGCAAAGAAACGAGGCGCAGAGGAGGCAUUUGGCGCAGAACUCGAUAAUUGGGCUAGAAAUGGCCCUAAAACUAGGUUGGAGGGCUCCGGCAAGCCCACAUCAUUGCAAGUGCAAGAAGCGGAGGAAAGCAAGCUACUAUACGAAGGUGCCGAAGCUUUACCACCGAAAGACUUACAGGAACAUCUCGCAGACGUAUACUUCGAAAAUAUUUAUGGCCAGGCAUACCAUCUUCUCCACAAACCGAGCUUCAUGAGAAAACUCAAAGCUGGCACCUUACCCCCAGUUCUAGUGCUUUCUUUCGCGAUGACGAACAAUUUUCUCCGAGGAGAAGAAUGGGCAGCUCCAGCUCGAGAUAUCGUAACGAGGCGCUACGAAUGGCCCAACAUUACGAUUCUAACAUGUCUACUGCUGCUCGGCUUGCACGAAUUUGGUACGUGUCACGGAGGUAGGAGUUGGGCGUUAGGUGGUCAGGCCACUCGAAUGGCGUUUGCAUUACAGUUGCAUAAGGACUUAGAAUACGAUCCUAUGCGGCUGAAUCCGACGAAGCAACUUAGCUUCAUCGAUCGCGAAAUCCGAAGGCGAACGAUGUGGGCUUGUUUCCUGAUGGAUCGUUUCAAUUCUUCGGGGACGGACCGUCCUAUGUUUAUAAAGGAAGAGACGAUCAAGAUUCAACUACCAAUUAAAGAAAAACUCUUCCAGCUUGACAUGCCAGGACCUACUGAAGAUCUGCAAGGACAAGUUCCUCAUCCGGUACCGAUGGAUGAGGGCCAGCUCUCCGAUGCGAAAGAUAACAUGGGCGUGGCAGCAUACAUGGUUCGCGCCAUUGCCCUAUGGGGGAGAAUAAUAAAUUUCUUAAACCAAGGGGGAAUGGACUCGGACGAGCAUUCGAUGUGGGAGGAAGAUUUUGCCGAGAACCUACCAGAUGGGUUGAAAUAUAAAGGGAUGGCCAAUCAGUUUUUAUUUUUACAUAUCUCGAUCCAGCAAAAUGUCCUAUUCAUGAACCGAUUCGCGGUGUCUUCGCCAGCCGGUUUAUCCAAAGCAGACGUCCCCAACACCUUCAUUACACAGGCGGGGUCAAAAGCGUUUGCUGCUGCUAAUAGAAUAUCCGAGCUACUAAAGGAUGCGGAGCAUUACAUGAUCGCAGCGCCUUUCGUCGGCUACUGCGCAUUUUUGUCGAGUACCGUUCAUAUAUUCGGUAUUUUCUCCGGUAACUCCACCGUAGAGACAGCCGCAAAGAAGAACCUAGCUAUAAACGUGAAGUUUCUCUCGAAGAUGAAGCGCUAUUGGGGCAUGUUCCACUUUAUGGCGGAGAAUCUACGCGAGCAGUAUAAGACAUGCGCUGAUGCUGCGCGCCAAGGUACUCCAGCGGGCGAUAACUCAGCAGCUUCGCCUAUAUUCCAGUAUGGAGAUUGGUUCGACCGGUACCCGCACGGCGUGUCGCAGCCAGAAUUCGUUGAACCGGCUUCUUUCAAAAAGAAGGAAACUGGAGAGGAUGCAGUGCUCGAGCAGAAACCAGAACUUCACACGGUUGAAGAAUUCUUCACGCAGCUCUCGCCGCCACAAAGUACAGGCGAGGGACGCGAGAAUGCUGGAUCCGGCAGGCCGCCCUUAAUGAAACGGAAGUCGAUAGCGAAGAAGGGCAGCAUCUCUUCGCGUGGCGAACAUCAACAACUAGAACCCCUCCUUACUGAUCUCAACGGCGCUAGUAUACCCGAACAGAUCCAGCGCAUCCAGCAUGCGCAACAACAGAGGGCGCAGGCACAACGCAAUUAUUCUCGUCUAGGCGGGCAAACUAGUGGGCCGACCUCUUUCAACUCUAACCUCGCACACGCACGCUUACAAAAUGCAGCAGCGAACUACCACGCCUUAUCUCCGAUUAGCCCUGUCACCGUUGGCGGGUUCCAGCACGGUCAUGGUCACGGCCACGGACACCAACACCCCGCCUUCUAUAACCAGGAUUUGCUUUCGCUGUCCCUCUCAAACAAUGCUGCGGGAAUGCUGCCGCAGCUGGAUCGCCAACUCGUAUUCAACGCAUAUGGCCAGUUAGAUCCUUCAACGAUCAGCGGACCUGAGGCUAUUAUGGACUGGGACGCGUUGGCUGGUAACGGAAGUAGCUCAAGUAGAGGGCAUAACGCAAACGGAUCCAAUGCUGGCUCUGGUGACGGGCCAGGUAAUCAUCAUCAUGAUAGCUUGCCUGGCGGAUUUGUUGCCGAACCAUCUUCUGCAUGGUUUAUGCCAUUCAACAUGGAGCCGCCAGAAAUGGGCCAGGAUCUGGGCGGCAUGGGCGGUGUCGAUGGGUUUGGGCUCUUCAGUCCCGGCGUGCAUACCCCUGGUGCUGGAUUAGGCCUUCGGAGGGGAGGCCGAUAG
This is a messenger RNA of Daldinia vernicosa, 3018 nucleotides long. Its product is annotated as zinc finger transcription factor 1. Gene Ontology annotation, molecular function: DNA-binding transcription factor activity, RNA polymerase II-specific; DNA binding; zinc ion binding. Gene Ontology annotation, biological process: DNA-templated transcription; regulation of DNA-templated transcription. Gene Ontology annotation, cellular component: nucleus. The record is from RefSeq and is a predicted model, not a curated record. The coding region runs from base 1 to 3018 and encodes 1005 amino acids. Lineage: Eukaryota; Fungi; Ascomycota; Sordariomycetes; Xylariales; Hypoxylaceae. The transcript is spliced from 5 exons.